Messenger RNA from Poecilia reticulata (guppy), 1055 nucleotides. The record is from RefSeq and is a predicted model, not a curated record. Lineage: Eukaryota; Metazoa; Chordata; Actinopteri; Cyprinodontiformes; Poeciliidae.
AAACCGUAGUCAGUCAGGGAAAGACGCGUCACCUUUAUUCUUACACUCAAUGAAAUAACAUGAAAACAUCAAUUUUAUUCGUCAUCAUCCCUGGAAUUAUCACAGGUUUAUCUGAUGGAUCUGGUGUGUUACCAGAUGGUCCUCUGAAUGCCUCUGUUGCAGGGACAGUAACAUUCACAACAAACUUGAAUCCACCAGAGACACAAUUUUCAUUGGUCCAGUGGCAGUUUGAUUCUGGUUCAGGACUUAAACUCAUAGUUCUCUCACUGUCUACUGGAGACACACCUGGACCAGGAUAUGAAGGCAGGAUCAUUCUCUUCAGAUCAACUGGAUCUCUAGAACUCAGGAAUCUGAAACUCAGUGACAGUGGAGAUUAUUUUGUAAGCAUUCAAGAUGGAGAUAAUCAUAAGGCAGGACGCACCUCACUGGACAUAUACGAACCAGUCUCCAAUGUCAGUGUCUCCCCACUAAGUGCAGACUUGAUUGAGUUCAACAGCUCGGUCCAUCUGUCCUGCUUCUCCUCUGGACCUCAUCUCUCCUUCCUCUGGACGAAAGACAAAUCUGAGGUCACAGCCAGUGACAGAGUUCAGAUCACUACAAAUGAAGAAAACUUCACUUUGACUAUAGUGAAUGUGACCAGAAAUGACCUGGGUUCAUACAGAUGCCAUGUGUCCAAUCCUGGCAGUUCUAUCAUCAGUGAUCCAGUAAACAUCUCUGUUAUAUAUGGUCCAGACAAUGUGACGAUAGAAGUGUAUCCAUUUAAGGAAUAUUAUGAGAAAGGAUCAGACAUUUAUCUGCUCUGCUCUGCUGACUCAUCACCUUCUGCUGAAUAUCAGUGGUUUCUGAAUGGAUCCCAGCUGACCAGUAAUGGUCCGUUACUCCAACUGAUAAAUAUCCAGAUGAAUCAAAGUGGAAACUACAGCUGUCAGGCCUUUAACAGCGAAACUCUGACAUAUAAAAUAUCUCAACCUUUAUUUGUCUUUAUAUGUGAAAUAUCUACAAAAAAAGACACCAAAGAAGACCUGGACAAUCUCACUGUGUUAAACCAAUCCUGA